Molecule: messenger RNA, 7321 nt
Organism: Numida meleagris (helmeted guineafowl)
Lineage: Eukaryota; Metazoa; Chordata; Aves; Galliformes; Numididae
Gene: CUL9
Product: cullin 9
Biological process (GO): ubiquitin-dependent protein catabolic process
Molecular function (GO): zinc ion binding; ubiquitin protein ligase binding
Source: RefSeq, a predicted model, not a curated record
GAAGCAAGAGUUUGAGUUCAGCAUGGCUAUGGCAAACCUCAUCUUGGAGCUGGUGCGCGUGAUGGGCUGGGACCACAGCCACAAGCCGGAGCCGCCGUCCCAGCAGGAGACAAAGCCUCACACCACCCGCUCCAUCUUCCAGCCUAAGACACCAGCCUGCAUUGCUAACCCAGUGCCUGUGCUCUCUUCAAACCAUGGUUGCCAGAAAAAGCAAAAUUGUGCCUUCCUGACCCCAUCAGACUUUGCUGACCGGAGUGGCUAUGUGGAGUAUUUGAAGGCCAACCUGGUGCACGGCAUGCGGGUGCGCAUGCUGGAGGACUGUGGUGAUGUUAGAGCUGGGGAUGAAGGCAAGUUUCUUCAGAGCGGUUAUAAGAUGCACACAGCACAGGUUUUGUGGCAGUCAACAGGUCAGACCUACUGCAUGCGUUGGCACAUGUUGGAGAUUAUUGGCUUUGGAGAGGAGCGAGAUGAUCCUGGUGGUCAGGAGAAAGAAUGUAAUCUGAUAGAGAGCUUUAAUCUAGACAAAGCCGCGCAGCCGCUUUUCUCCAAGCCCCCGGGGGGGCUGUACUCGCUGCCUUACCUGGGGGAGCAGCCGAGCAGAGCUGCAGCGACCCUGAGCCGCGCUGAGUGGUGGGAGCUGCUCUUCUUUGUGAAGAAGCUGGAAGCGCAGGAGCAGGAGGAGAUCGUCCGACUCAUCCGGCAGGAGCGCGCCGAGCAGCUGUGGGAGCCGGCCGAGGACGCUCUGCUGCAGCUGCCGGUCCCUGCGGAGCUGGCCCAGAAGGUGCUGCGGGCCCUGGAGAAGCAGCUUCAGGGCAGCGCUCAGAGCGAGCUGCGCAGCUCCCGCGUCUACGCCAAGUACUUGCCGGGGAGCGGGGCCGAGCAGCGCGGCGGGGGCAGUGCCACGGUGUCCUUGGAAGGUGCUGGCCCUGGAGCCGCGACGACCGAGGUGGCAAAGGAAGAGUUCUCCGCAGCCACGGCCCUCAGGUCGGAUUCCCAGCUGUUCUAUGAGCUUCUGGAGAGGGAAGGGCUGCGCUUCCCGCAGGCGGCGGAGCAGAGCGAAGCGUGGGGCGGCUCCGAGGGCGUGAGCAAGGGUGGCUGCCUGGCCGAGGUGCAGCGCGUGGUGGACGCGAUCGCAUGCAGCGGCUGCGAGGCAGAGCUGCGUGUGGCCGGGCUGUGGCACGUGGUGAAGGUGCUGGAGGAGGCCCCGGAGCAAGAGCAGCGUGGCGGCGAGGCCCAGGGCGGACCGGGGACGAGGGAGAAGCUGGUGAAGGCGGUGGUGGAGCUGCUGGAUGCCGAGGAGGCCGAGUCGUGCCCGGCGGCGCUGGCGCUGCGGCUGGUGGCCCUGCUGAUGGAGAGGUGUGACUGGCGCGUGCCCUUCGCCACAGAGGGCGGUGUGCGCGCGGUGCUGGGCUGCAUGCGGCGGCACGCGGCCUCCGCCCCGGUGCAGCAGGCUGGCCUGGCGGCCCUGAAGGUGCUGGUGGGAACCGGAGGUGCCGGCGGGAAGCCUUCGCCACUGAGCCACGCCGACGCGCAGAUGAUGCGGGAGAUCUUCGCCAGCAUUGGCUCUGCCUGCGGCGAGGGCUCACCCGGCCUGCUGGGUGCCAUCCCCGCUGCCGUGCGUGCCAUGCAGGACGUGCCAGGGGGCUCCUCGGGCGUGCAGAACGGGCUGCUGGUGGCGAGGAUGCUGGUGGACGGGCACCGGGGCCUGGCGGAGCAGCUGGUGGGCUGUGACCUGCCCGUGGUGCUGCAGAGCUGCUGGCGGGACGGGCGGGAUGCCAGCCGCCCCAGCGCCAUGCUGGCCCUCAGUGUCAUCAACCGGCUGGCAGAGCACCGGCUGCCCCACGGCCCCGAGGCGCCAGGUGCCGAGGCCCUGCUGCUGGAGGCGAGGGAGGCGUGGGCGCCCAUGGGUGCCCUGUGGGAAGGGGCGCUGCCCGAGGACGUGGUGGUGGCUCUGGAGCGGCAGCUCUGCGGCGUGGCUGCCAUUCCUGGGGGUGAGGCGUCCCAGCGGCUGCAGGAGCGCCGGUGCUUCCAUCCGCUGCUGCGCGGCCUCGAGCUGCCGGGGGCAGAGAAGGCCAUGGGGCUGCGGAUCCUCAGGAUCCUGAACGCGUUCCUGGACGGUUACCGGGAGGACGCGCUGCCCUGGCACGAGUGCGUGGAGCCGUGCCUGUCCUUCCUGAGCGCCCAUGGCGGCGACCGUGAGGCAGUGCUGGAGGCGGUGGGCUUCCUGCACCGCCUGGCCACCGCCAGCAAGGACUGCGCCGUGGGGAUGUGCCGUGCGGGCGCCCGCGAGGCUGUGGCCAAAGCCCUGGACAAGCACGGCCCGGCCCUGCCGCUGGCACCGGCCCUGCUAGAACUGGUGAGCGACUGUGAGAGGCACGCUGCGCUCUACAGGAAGCUGACGGGCAGCAUCUUGGCCGGCUGCAUCCAGGUGGUGCUGGGGCAGAUUGAGGAGCACCGCCGCAGCCAGCAGCCCAUCAGCGUCCCCUUCUUUGACGUCUUUCUGCGCAACCUGUGCCGAGGCUCCAGCAUGGAGGUGAAGGAGGACAAGUGCUGGGUGAAGGUGCAGGUCUCGUCCAACCCGCACCGCGCCAGCAAGCUGACAGACAGGAACCCCAAGACCUACUGGGAGUCGAACGGCAGCACCGGCUCCCACUACAUCACCGUCCACAUGCAGUGCGGGGUGGUGGUCAGGGAGAUGAGCAUGCUGGUGGCCAGCGAGGACUCGAGCUACAUGCCGGCCCGCGUGGUGGUGCUGGGGGGGGACAGCCCCGCCGACGUCCGGACGGAGCUCAACGCAGUGACCGUCCUGCCCUCGGCCAGCAGGGUGGUGCUGCUGGAGAACAUGACGCGCUUCUGGCCCGUCAUCCAGAUCCGGGUGAAGCGGUGCCAGCAGGGCGGCAUCGACACGCGUGUGCGUGGCAUCGAGGUGCUGGGGCCCAAGCCCACCUUCUGGCCCAUCUUCAAGGAGCAGCUGUGCCGGCGGACGUUCCUCUUUUGUAGUGCUCGGGCGCACGCCUGGUGCCAGGAGAUCCGCCGGGAUCGGGGGCAGCUGCUGCAGCUCUUCAGCAAGCUGAGCCGGGCACUGCAGCACGAGCAAGACUUUGCCGACCGCUUCCUUCCUGACGACGAGGCGGCCCGAGCCCUGGGCAAGAUGUGCUGGGAGGCCCUGGUGACCCCCGUGGUGCAGAGCAUCACCAGCCCAGCAGACCCCAGCGGCAUCAGCCCUCUGGCCUGGCUGCUGGGCGAGUACCUGGGGAGCGCAGAGCCACCCCGCGGUGACGCCUUCGGUUCCUGCGUGCGACGCCUGACCCAGCUCCUGGUGCACGUGGACCCAGGUGGCGCAGAGCCGGAGGAGGCGGGAGCGGCCGGUGGGAAGGAGGGCAGGAACAAGGAGACGCCAGCCCGGGUGGCAGUGGCAAUGAAGUCUGGUGGCCUGUGGGACAUGGUGCGGUGCUGGCGCGAUGUGGUGCAGCAGCAGGUGCAGCGGUUCCUGGAGGUGUCGGCGCGGGCACCGGACGUCGUGGAGCGGUACUGCGCGCUGUACCAGCGCCUGCGCGGCGCCACGGAGGAGCUCUUUGGGCAGCAGGCCGCCUUCGUGGGAGCCUUGGGCCAGGGCUUCGCCGGGGCUCUGCUGCAGCUCUCCUUCCUGACCGCCCUGCACGUGAGCGAGCAGUUUGCCCGCUACCUGGACAGGAAGGUGCAGGAGCUGCACGGGGCCGCGGGCAGCACGGGGCAGCUGCAGCAGAUCCUGGAGCCCUUCACUGUCUUUGGCGGCCUGGAGUUCGCCCACACCUUUGAGCACUUCUACCGGCUGUACCUGGGGGACCGGCUACUGGCACGGGGGCCCUCGUGGCUGGAAGGGGCCGUGGUGGAGCAGAUGGGGCUGUGCUUCCCCCGCCGCUUCCCCCAGGAGAUGCUGAGUGACCUGGCCGAGUCAGAGGAGCUCCGGCGGCACUUCCACCUCUUCCGGCUGCAGCAGCGGGACCGGCGGCUGCUGGAGCGGGGCCCAGGCCCGGAGAGCCCCAAGGCUGAGGUGCCAGGGGAGGCCCCCGCAGCAGAUGCGCUGGAGGUGGAGGUGCUGGUGCUGUCCCCGCGCUGCUGGCCCGUGUCCCCGCUGUGCUACGUGGAGGAGCCCCGGAGGUUCUUCUCGGCAGCGCUCAGCUCCCCGCUGGAUGAGUUCGCGGACUUCUGGCGGCACAGCCAGAGCCGGCCGGGCUGGGUGUGCACGAGGCCCCGGCGGCUGCAGUGGACGUGGCUGGGCCACGCCGAGCUGAGUUUUGGGGACUGCGUCCUCCACGUGUCCACACUGCAGAUGUACAUCCUGCUGCGCUUCAACAGCGCCGAGGAGGUGGCGGUGGAGGCCCUGCUGCAGGCGACGGGGCUCCCUGCCGAGCUGGUGCACCAGGCCCUGGCCCCACUGACCCAUGGCGAUGGCAUCCUGGUGCAGAGCUGCAUGCAGGGGGCUCCAGGUGCCCUGCGGCUGAACCGGGCGGCCCUGGCCCAUGCUUCUGGCCGCCACCUGAGGCUGCUGCCCCGGCAGAGGUACCUGCGGGCAGAGAGGGCUGAGAGCAGCGCCCUGGAGAGGAAGAGGAAUGUCCUCUGCUGCCUCAUCACCCGCAUCCUCAAGGCAGAAAAGCAGCUGCACAUCGACAACCUGGUCUUUAAGGUGAUCGAUGCCUGUGAGAAGGGUGAGCUGGGGCCAGGCCUGCAGUUCCUGAGCUUCUGCUGCCACAGUGUGGACGUGCUGUCCUGUGUCCUGCACCUGCUGAACCAGGGCUACCUCCAGCGCCAGGAAGAGAGGCCUCAUGUCCUGGAGUACGUCUCUGCUGAACCCACAUCACCUCUUGGAGGCCAGGCACAGAUGGUUUUCCAAAGAAGACUGCCGGACUCUUCUCUGGAUGAGAACAGUGCAGACUGCCUGAAUUGGUUGAAUCCCAGCAUAGAAAGAUCAGAGGAGUUUCUGCUGGCAAUGCUGCAAGUGCCAAUGGGGCACACACUUAGUCUGGAGGAAGCAAAGCUGCUCAUGAACCAGACCGUACAACAGGUCCAGGAUACUCUGAGCAUCCCAGAUGAUGUUGCUCAACAUCUCCUCAUGCACUGCAGGUGGAAUGUGGAUUUCCUGAUACAGCGUUAUAUAGAGGACCAUGAAACUCUGCUCAUCUCCUCAGGGCUCCGGGUGGAAAAUGCCCAGCGCCCUCCAAGCCCAGGAACCCACUGCCCAGUCUGUGUGAACCAGCUGUGUCCUACUGAGAAGCCACCCACCCUCUGCUGCAUGCACUACUGCUGCAAGCCUUGUUGGAAUGAAUAUCUCACGACUCGCAUUGAACAGAACAUGGUCCUCAGCUGCACCUGUCCCAUUUCUGAGUGCCAUGCACAGCCAACCACAGCAUUCAUCUGUUCCAUCGUUUCCUCCAAGGAGGUUAUAGCCAAGUAUGAAAAAGCCCUUCUCAGAGGCUAUGUGGAAUGUUGCUCCAACCUGACGUGGUGCACCAACCCUCAGGGCUGUGAUCAGAUCCUCCUUAAGGAUGGGCUUGGUUAUGAGGCAGCCUGUUCCAAGUGCUCCUGGAUAUCUUGUUUCAACUGCAACUUCCCAGAGGCCCAUUAUCCUGCUAGCUGCAGCCACAUGUCUCAGUGGGUGGAUGACGAUGGGUACUAUGAGGGAAUGACAAGUGAAGCCCAAAGCAAGCAUCUGGCUAAACUCAUUUCAAAACACUGUCCAAACUGCCAAGCUCAGAUAGAGAAAAAUGAGGGGUGUCUGCAUAUGACAUGUGCCAAGUGUAAUCAUGGCUUCUGCUGGCGUUGCCUCAAGCCCUGGAGGCCAACUCAUAAGGAUUAUUACAACUGCUCCAUUAUGGUGAGUAAAGCAGCUUGGCAGGAGAAGCGUUUUCAGGAUUACAAUGAGAGAUGCACCUUUCAUCAUCGUGCAAGGGAAUUUGCUGUGAGUCUGAGGAACAAGGUUUCUUCCAUGAGUGAGAUACCAAAAAUUAGGACUUUGACCUUUGUUCUCCAUGCCUGCAAAGUGCUGGAACGGGCACGGAAGGUGCUGGCCUACUCCUGUGUGUACAGCUAUUACAACCAGGACACAGAAAGCGUCGAUCUUGUGGAACAGCAGACUGAGAGCCUAGAGCUUCACACAAAUGCUCUGCAGAUCCUUCUAGAGGAAACCCUGCUGCGGUAUGAGGACCUGGCUUCUUCUCUUCGGCUUCUGAAAGCAGAGCAUUUCAGUACUGGUUUGGAGUUGGUGCAUCGGAUCAAGGAGCGUCUCUUUGCAAUUCUCUGGCACUCCACACAGGAUUUCCGUGUUGGGCUUGAGGCUUUGGCAGAUCCUGGUCAGACUAAGGUGAAACUCUCAAAUGUGCCUUCUUCGGCCCCUGCCUCUUUAGGCAGGCCAAAAAGUGCCAUCUUGUGCGAGUCCCCCAACACAGAUGAAGAUGGCAGUGAUGCUGAAGAUGAGGAGUAUGAACCACACUGGCAGGAAGACUAUGAUGAUGAUGAUGAUGAUGAUGACGACCUAGAUGAAGACAACUUUCUGUUUUAUGACGAGUCAGAUAACCUUGAUUGCGACUCCUACUUUGAUGAUGAUGAUGCCUAUGACUAGAGGUGGGCUGUCAUCAUCAGACCUGCCAGCCUGGGUCUCUGCCUCCAGGCUGCCUUGACCAGUUUAUCUCUGUGACUUUCCUCGAAGAGAGCUCUCACGCAGAAUUAAGAGACAUAUUCUUUGGGGGCUGCUUCCUCCUUAACUCCCCUUUAAUAUGCAGAGCUGUUGCUCUGGACAGAUGGGCUGUGUUACUGCGGUCAUACUUCUCAGAAAGACAUCUCUUGUUUCUAUUUCCACCCUAUUUACAUUCAUCUAGUUGAGUUAGAACGUCACAGCUUGGUUCCAAAUUAAGGACUGUGUGUCACCUGUUGAAAGAGUUAAGAGAUCAGUUCUUUGGAGUGAUCUCCUCAAGUCCUGGGGCAGAUGUCCUGGCAUGACACUGUGUAAUCUAGCCAGCGUAUAGAAAUAUUGUGAAGCAAUGUGUUAACACUCAAGCCAAAGCCAAAGCCUGGAGCUGAUGGGGUUCUCUCCAGAGCCACAGGUGGACGUGGCUCAGUGCAUUCCUCCAUCUGAGGGGGAAACUGUUUUUGCUGUUUGUUCUUGGAGCUGUCUUUUCUGCUGUGAAGCAAGUUGGGCUGUUACGAGCAUGGGCACAGGUUUGCGGGGCUGCAUUUAAGUGUAUGAAUACACGCAUGCAUGUACAUACAUAUAUAAAAAAAUAUGCAUAUACAGAGGUUGUUUGGAAUGUACGUUAUCUUUGCAAAAAAAAAAAAAAGCAAAAAA